ACACCCACUGUCUCGCUGCUUUCUAUUUUGCUCGAAAAAUAAACAUUUCUAAAACAGCUCGAACAGCUGUCAUGCGUAUUGCAUACCCCACGGCUGUUAUGACACCUAUGACGCUUUGAAACGACUGUUUUCUGUAUUAUGCAUUCUGUAUGAUGCAAUUUUAUCUGCAAAACAUCAUUCUUCGAUAUACGUCGAUCGGUAAACAAUUAACUACUUUUGUGCUGAGAAAAACAGUGCAGAUGGAGAAAAAUCUUUCCAACUCAACAAGUAUUUCCAAAGGGUGCAAUAUGGAAAUGGAAAAAUGUGCAGCGAGUUCAACAGCGGACGGAGAUGCACCAUCCACCAUGAGCAAUCGGAACGUGUUGCUGAAAACACCGAAGGGUACGCGAGACCACGGUCCAAAAGCGAUGGCUAUUCGACAACGAUUACUGAACCAGAUAAUUGGUGUAUUCCGAAAACAUGGUGCCGAAACGAUUGAUACUCCUGUCUUCGAGCUAAAAGCGGUGCUUACGGGCAAGUACGGUGAGAAUGCGAAGCUAAUCUACGAUCUAAAAGAUCAGGGCGGAGAGCUGCUCGCCUUGCGGUACGAUCUAACCGUUCCAUUUGCUCGGUACGUCAGUAUGAGUAACAUUUCCACCAUCAAACGGUACCACAUCGCGAAGGUUUAUCGGCGGGAUAAUCCGCAGAUGAUGCGUGGUCGCUACAGGGAAUUCUACCAGUGUGACUUUGACAUCGCCGGCCCGUACGAUCCGAUGCUAUCAGAUGCCGAAUGUGUCAAGGUUGUGUGCGAAAUCCUGCACGAAGUCGAUGUCGGAGAGUUUAUAGUCAAACUAAACCACCGGAAACUAUUGGACGGAAUAUUUCAGUUGUGUGGAGUACCGAUGGAAAAGUUCCGUAAUGUGUGCUCUUCUAUCGACAAGCUCGACAAGACACCGUAGAACGAGGUGAGACGAGAGUUGAUCGAGCAGAAAGGCGUGAAUGAGGAAACGGUUGAUCGGAUUGCAUCGUACGUAACACUGCACGGUGGUCUAGAAUUGGUUAACCAGUUAUCGGAAGACGAGCAACUGAAACGAAUUUCAAAGGCGUGUGAAGCUUUAAACGAUUUGCGUUUAUUAUUUCAAUACUGCGAGAUCUUUCAGGUGGAAAACAGGAUCUCGUUCGAUCUUAGCUUGGCUCGUGGGCUUGAUUAUUACACGGGAGUUAUAUUCGAGGCAGUACUGCUUAGCAACGAUGAUAAAGAAUUGUCCGUUAGUUCAGUCGCUGGUGGUGGACGUUAUGACAACUUGGUGGGAAUGUUUAAUCCCAAGAGGAAGCAUAAGGUCCCAUGCGUGGGUGUGUCUAUCGGUGUGGAACGUUUGUUUUCCAUCGUGGAAGCACGUUCGAUCGCUACCAUGCGCACCACCGAGACGGAGGUGUAUGUAGCAUCGGUACACAAGGGACUGCAUCUUAAGCGA
Messenger RNA from Anopheles funestus (African malaria mosquito), 1454 nucleotides. RefSeq names its product histidine--tRNA ligase, cytoplasmic-like. Lineage: Eukaryota; Metazoa; Arthropoda; Insecta; Diptera; Culicidae. Bases 150 to 938 code for a protein of 262 amino acids. Gene Ontology annotation, biological process: mitochondrial translation. Gene Ontology annotation, cellular component: mitochondrion. The transcript has a single exon. The record is from RefSeq and is a predicted model, not a curated record.